This is a messenger RNA of Cornus florida, 2209 nucleotides long. RefSeq lists its product as uncharacterized. Gene Ontology annotation, molecular function: nucleic acid binding; RNA-DNA hybrid ribonuclease activity. The coding region runs from base 664 to 1500 and encodes 278 amino acids. Lineage: Eukaryota; Viridiplantae; Streptophyta; Magnoliopsida; Cornales; Cornaceae. The transcript has 4 exons. The record is from RefSeq and is a predicted model, not a curated record.
UAUAAUUUUUCCCAUUUUGAUUUAUGGGUAAUUCGUCUCUUCAGCUAAUAAUUUGUAUUUUGUUUUUGUUUUUGUUUUUUUGACUCUUGAAUCUUGAAGAAGCCCACCGUCAGCUAAUAAUUUGUAUUUCUUUGUUUGCGUGUGUCAUCACACUCUAAAGCCUGCAUAUGUGUAGCAGAAUAUGUGUUGUGACUUUGCUUUGCUUUGCUUUCCUUUGUUACUAUGCCAAUCCAUGUUAAGUUUUAUCUUGUCCUUCCCUUUGCAUUGUCUUCAAUGUGGACCAUGUCACUUUUGUCACGGAUGUAUAUUUUUUUUUUCCUAGUUGCAUAUGUAGUUAUUGUUAACCAUCUAAAUCAUUUUUUUAAUUUUAUUUUAUCAUAUUUCCAAUGUGUGUUGUUUCUCCAUUUCUGGUUGAAACCCCAUCACCAUGGUCACCAUCCACCAUUCUAAUUGUCUGCUAGCAACUCCACUAAUACUCACCACUCUUGACAUCUGUAGAUAACCAUCAGUUCAUCACAAUCAACCUUGCUGAAACCUAAGCUUCGAAUUGAUUGGAGCAAAGUUCAAUUUGGGUGAUUUUGGGGAAUUUUGGGGGGUUUUACUUCAAUUCAAGAUGUUUCUAUUGAGCAGAAAUCUUGUGCACAUCUUGCGUCAUUUGGGGAAAUGCGUAUUCUAUUUUGCAAGACUAUAUUUUUUGAUUUGCACUUCGGAUUGACAAAUGGAUCUAGAUGGUUCUCUACAUAUGAUGCUGAUGUAGAAAUCGUAGAAAUGUUGAAAAUGAGGUUUAUUGAAGAUGGGCACAAGAAGGCACUUUUUAAAAAUGGUUGUCUGUUGCCAAAAUGGAUGUCGACUGAAAAUCUUCAGCUUCCUCGGGAAACAAAAUUUCUAACCGAAAUUGACUAUAUGAAUUGUGUCGGGAGGCUUUCAAAUACCGAUCAGUGGCAUUCUUUUGUUCACUUUUUACGAAAAGAUCUCAUAUAUGUGGUGGAGGGAAAUGAUGAGAGUUUUUUGAAGCAUGCUAUGAAUAGAUUUUUGUGGCAUAAUCCCUGUAAUUUUUACCCUGUGGCAAAUGUGGAUGCAUCAGUAGAUGAAUAUGGCAAUGCAAGUGUUGCUGUUGUCAUUAGGAGUCCUAAUGGUGUGAUAGAGAACACCUUUUUCAUGUCACUGGAGGGGAAAAUGUCUAGCCGUUCGGCGGAAGUAAAAAGCGGCGAACUGGCUAUUUUAGUGACUUCCGAGUUGGGGUAUGAUUCUCUUGAGAUAAGAAGCGACUCGGGAGAUUACGUCAAUGGUAUGCGUGGCAAAUUUAAAACCGAGGAGGAUGACCUGGAAUUCAUUAACUGCCGUGUGCAGAGGAAAUUGGGUAAAGAAAAGUUUGGUAUUAAUCUUAAAGUCGUGUUCGUUUUGAGGGAGGUGAAUGCUGUUGCAGAUUUCUUGUCCAGAAUUCCACAAAUUCGCGCCAAGUAUGGUUCCAGGGCGGUUAAGGCGGUUGAGACAAAAUAGAGUAUGCUACAAUUUGCUGCUCAUUUCCUGCUCCCUCCUCCAAAAUUUAGCUGUUUCAUCCUCCAAAAUUUAGCUGUCUUAUUUCUGCGGAUCAUUUUCGUCUUUUUCAAGAUCGAAAAGCUAUUCUACAGAAUUUUUUCAGAAAGCAGCGGCGACUAACUGAUUUUUUGAAGAGGAGGAAGGAUGAGACAGCUAAAUUUUGGAUGAGAGAGCAGGAAAUGAGACAGCUAAAUUUUGGAUGAUGAAACAGCUAAAUUUUGGAGGAGGGAGCAGGAAAUGAGUAGCAAAUUGUAGCAUACCCUUAUUUUGUCAACCUGCUCCCUCGUCCAAAAUUUAGCUGUCUCAUCCUUCCUCCUCUUCAAAAAAUCAGUUAGUCGCCGCUGCUUUCUGAAAAAAUUCUGUGGAGUAGUUUUUCGAUCCAAAAUUUAGCUGUCUCAUCCUUCCUACUCUUCAAAAAAUCAGUUAGUCGCCGCUGCUUUCUGAAAAAAUUCUGUGGAGUAGUUUUUCGAUCUUGAGAAAGACGAAAAUGAUCCGCAGGAAAUGAGACAGUUAAAUUUUGGAGGAUGAAACAGCUAAAUUUUGGAGGAGGGAGCAGGAAAUGAGCAGCAAAUUGUAGCAUACUCUAUUUUGUCAAAACUCUCUUUUUAUUAAAAGCUUUAUUGGGAUCUUAUAUAAUAUUGGCCUACAAGUGUCGGGGUUUUUCUAUAAA